GUUGCAGAUGCCAUCAUAUUGAUGACGGUGGGGAGGGUCAACGAUGAUGCCAGCCACAUCCUCUCUGAGGCCUCAGCUGCCAAGAACAGUGGAAUCCACAUGUAUGUCGUUCCAGAGCAGUUUGGACCACACAGCAGAGAUUGGUGCCAUCGCAAGCACACCUGUGGAGGACAACCGGUUCUCUCUGGCCCAGUUCCAACAGCUCAAGGAACUCCGGAACUCUAUGUUCAGGUCACACUGUCCAGGGCCGUCGUCAGAAGGAGGUCACAGCCUUACUUUCAUCAACGUUACCAGGGACAACAUUGGCCAAUAUGUUUGUCUUGCUCACAAUGGCAUCCUGCCAGAUGCAAGCCAUACGUUCUACCUUGAUGUAAACUUUUCUCCAGAGGUCAGUGUCAAUGCUGAAGAGGUCAGGAAAGCCAUAGGUCAGUCCGUGACCUUCAAGUGUGAGGUCAAGGCCAAUCCAAGCUCAGCUAUCCAAUGGGAACACAUGGGAAGCUUCAUGAGAAACGACCAUAGACACAAACUCACACGACAGAAGAAGGACGACACCACCAGUGUCUUGACACUCCAUGUAGACCAACUCGAGCGGGAAGACUUCGGGAGAUACUCAUGUGUUGCUGAAAACACUCUGGGCACAGUAAGGGCAACUGUGCAGCUUACUGAGAUAACAUCAGCCCAGUGUGGUGAGGCUCGAGCUCGGGUCCAGGAGGAACUGAAUGUCUCUGGCAUACUGGGAGACUGGCAGAGGGUGAAGGUCAUAUCCUACCUUUACGGCAACAAAACAUAUAUCUCUGAAACAGUGAAGUAUUUUAUCAAUACAGACGGACACCUUUCAAGUGCUUACCGUGGAAAGUCGAAGAAUGCUGAUACAUGUGCUGAUCCCGGAGUCCAUGUGCUGGCAGAGGAGGAACAGCCUGGGAAAUAUCUUUCUGCAAACAGAGAACUGUUCCAGUUUGUGUACACAGACUACACAAAUGCUGUGUUUUUUAUGUGUCGGGAGGUGGAUGACAGCGGCCAUUGCCACAAGGAAAACCUGCAUGUAGAAAUUAUCACGAAGAACUUUCCAAUCCCUGAAUCAAAGAUGGCCGAACUGGAGCAGAUUGUGUCUGAUCUUUGUCUUGAUGUUGAGGACAUGAUUGAAACUACACCAGGUCUGUGUGCCUUCCCCGAGAACUUCCUGGAGUCCGUGGGCUAUGCAGAUGAUGAUGCAGCUACCAGCCAUUGUGACCAGGCUCGCAGUCAUGUGCAGGAAGAUUUCAAUGUUUAUGAUUUUCUCGGCACCUGGCAUCGGGUGAAGACUACUCCAUAUUUCUAUGGCAACCAGACCUAUAGGUCCUGGACGAUGCAGUUCUUCAUCAACGCAGGAGGAUCCCUGUCCAGUGCUUUCAUAUCGCGGAACAACAAUGUGUGUUCUGAUCCCGGAGUCUUCUUACUAGGACUGGAAUCUAGAGGGAAAUACAUCCACACUUACCAGGAAUACAGAGAACAGUUCCAGUUUGUGUACACAGACUACACCAAUGCAGUGCUGUACAUGUGUCGGGAGGUGGAUGACAGCGGCCAUUGCCAGAAAGAAAACCUGCAUGUUGAAAUUAUCACAAAGAACUUUCCAGUCCCUGACGCAAAGAUGGCUGAACUGGAGAAAAUUGUGUCUGAUCUUUGUGUUGAUGUUGAAGACAUGAUUGAGGGCACACCAGGUCGCUGUGACUUUACUGAGGGAUUCCUCAAGUCAGUGGGAUACGACACGAACGGUGUAAACCAAGAUUACCUGUGCCAGGUGGAGCGGACGAGGGUUCAGACCAACUUUAAUGCCAGCCAGUUUGUCGGCGAAUGGCAAGUUAUGAAGACUACCACAUUCCGCGGAAACAGAGAAACAUUUAUGUCGGAGAGUAUCAACUACUUCCUGAGUACAACUGGCCAUCUUGUCGUGGCCUUCAGUGGUUUGAAUCCAGGGUCAGAAAACUGCCUGCCUCCGCACCACCUGGAGCUGACCCAGGAUCAGCCUGGCCGUUACACUGCCCACAUCAUGAACAUGUCUGCCAGUGUCCAGAUAGUGUACACUGACUACAACUACGCUGUAACCCUCUCCUGUAGCAGCAUCUCCGACAAUGGUCAGUGUCCACAGCAGCAUAUGAGUGUCCAAAUCAUCGCCCGGCAGAACCCUGUCCCCGACAACAUCAUGCACAACUUGGAACGUUAUGUAUCAGCAUUGUGCAUCAGCGUGGAGGAUAUGAGAGAUAAUGUACCAGAUCUGUGUGAGAUACCUGUUGACUACCUGGUCUCCGCUGGCUAUCACAGUGAAGAGAUGUGUAAGCUGGACAAGAUGCCAAUACAAAAGAACUUUGACAAGAACCGAUUUUUAGGGAUGUGGAAUAUCAUCAAGACGUCGCCGAACAACUUUGGUGGGAAGGUUUAUCUGACAGCAAUACAAGAUUACUUUUUGAAGGACGACGGAGCUUUUACCACUGCCUACCGUGGUUACAUACAGGGAUCAAGCACCUGCCUCAGGCCAGGUACAAUAUUGUUUGAGAAAGAUUCACAUGGAGACUACAUCUUCAGUACCCUGACAGGCCAAGGCACUUUCAAGAUAGUUUACACAGACUACAACUACGCUGUGACAUAUUCGUGUCGUCAAGUUGGCAACGAUGGGUGGUGUCUUGAUGGUCUGGCACACACGUCCAUACUGGCCAGGGAUGACAUCAUUGACCCUGACACGAUGAAGUUGCUGGAGAGCUAUGUACAGAGGACGUGUGUGGAUCUGAAGACAAUGGUGUAUGUUGAUACAGAUCUGUGUACCAUUCCACCAGAGUACCUUGAGACUGUUGGCCACAGUGGAGCAGACCGAUGCCAGGUGCCCAAUAUACCCAUACAGGCAGACUUCGAUCUCACUCAAUUCCUGGGUAAAUGGAAUGCCCUGAAGAUUCUGCCAUACUUCUACGGAGAGAAGACCUACAGAUCCAUGACCCACAAGUACUUCCUGAAUGGUGACGACCGUCUUACACUAGUCUUCAAGGGAUACAACCAAACCUCCCACCAGUGUGUUCAGCCUCGUCAUGUGACAAUGGAACAGAGAUCUCCAGGAUAUUUUGUGCUACCAAACAACGCCACCUACCGAGUUGUGUACACAGACUAUGAAUACGCCAUUUUGUACAUAUCGCGCAGUCUACAGACUGAUGGGCAUUGUCUGAAGGAGAAGACUCAGGUCGCCAUUAUGUCUCGACAUAACAGCAUCCCUGACGAACCACUCCAGCCACUUCUGGGUGACAUUUCAAGUCUGUGUGUGGAUGUCAGCGAUCUCUUGGACGUCAAACCAGGAGUGUGUCUCAUAUCAGCAGCGGAGAUGGACAAGGCAGGAUACACAGGACCCCCAGAAGAUGAGUGUCAGUUGUCCGGGAUCUCGUACCAGGAGAACAUCAACACAACCAUGCUGCAAGGGGAAUGGUACACUGUGAUGUCGACGCCAUUGUCAGGGCACCUGGUAGCGUCCCUGGGCCCCGCCUACUUCCACUUUGAUGGCUGGCAUCUGGUGCGGCUCUACAGACGCAUAGAUGAAAAAUCUGGUCUGUGUAAUCCAACAGAAGCUAUCAGCCUAAGGGAGGUAACUGCUGCAGGGGAGUAUUACCACCACGUGAACUCCCACUCAUUCACAUUCCGUAUCCUGCAUACCUGCCCGAUGUACAUGGUGAUCUACACGUGUCCAGAGGAGGCCGAGGACGGAACGUGUGUCCAUGCCUGGGUCAACAUCCUGGCCAGGUCAAAGGUCAUCCCAGACAAGCACCUUGCUGACCUGAAGAAGUAUGUCACUCAUGCCUGCAUUGACUCCAACACCCUGAGCAACAACGAGAAACUGGAAUGUCUUCCUUUGAUGCCAUCUGCCAUUGUGUGGAGGCAGCCAUUGUGGAGGCAGCAAGGACGACCUGAUCACAGAUGGUCCUCAUGGGGUUCCUGUGAGCCUGUGGAGGUUCUGAAGCUGACUGAGUUUGAGCAGCCAGGAGACUACACCAUCGGCUUUGGCGACAGCAGCAGUCUCCAUGGUGAGUAA
Messenger RNA from Haliotis rubra (blacklip abalone), 4042 nucleotides. RefSeq lists its product as uncharacterized. Bases 44 to 4042 code for a protein of 1332 amino acids. NCBI's taxonomy places the organism in Eukaryota, Metazoa, Mollusca, Gastropoda, Lepetellida, Haliotidae. The record is from RefSeq and is a predicted model, not a curated record. The transcript has 35 exons. Gene Ontology annotation, molecular function: retinol transmembrane transporter activity; retinoid binding.